AUGGCGUCCGUGAAGAUGACAUGGACGUUCGACAUGCGUCUCCUGCUGGACAUGCUAUUUGAGCCGGAAGCUGGUCGGACUCCAGGUCAACGCAGCAAAGCCUUCGACUCCAUGUUCAAGGAUCAGAUCCGAAGGUUCGGCUUCGUCGACGGCAUACCCUACCGUCGUCUCACUGCGCAAUAUCACGAGAGGAAAAAACUCAACAAGGAUUGGGUCCGAAUCUGCUCCUCCACACAGUCUGCAGCAGACGUAGAGAAAAGAAGGUCAAUGCGGGCUCGACUUGACAGUUUCCUGCAGUCUCAACCAUCCGUGUGUCAUACCUCAGUCAAGAAGAGACCUCGCGAUUCGAAUGAUGAUGUUCAUCAUCGGCAGGGAGAUCCUGCACCACUCAGCAAGAGACCUCGCGAUUCGAAUGAUGGUGUCCGCCAUAGGCAGCGGRGAGAUCCUACACUACUCAGCAAGAGACCUCGCGAUUCGAAUGAUGGUGUUCAUCAUCAGCAGGGAGACCCUACACCACCCAGCAAGAGACCUCGCGAUUCGAAUGAUGAURUUCAUCAUCAUCAGCAGGGAGAUCCUACACCACUCAGCAAGAGACCGGCAAUUGGACUGUGGACGCCCGAGACUCCCCAGCGCCCGUCUCGACCCGCGGCCAAAAUCGCGAAGACAUUGACCCCAAGGCGGCCAAUUCUCACCAAGCCAAAGAGUCCUAAGUCAGCUAGGCUCCGACCUGAUGGCUCUACCAUUUUAGUCUCUGAAAAUCUCAUCAUUCGGGACCUAGUACCGUCAAUUUCACAACAUCGGGCUCAGCCACCACUACCGAAACUUCUCUUCCGCUUAUGGCGUGAGGAUCCCUCUGGACGAGACAGCAAGAACGGGUUUUGGUCUAGGCGACAUCACAAGAAGAACGCCUUGUCUUCAAACCCCCCGCGAAGCAGUUCGAUCGACGCCACGGACAUUUUUGAUCACAUGAAUCGCAGCCUUGUGGACACACCAUUCAUCUCAACCUCCAAUCGCCUAAUAUGGAUAGUUCAGCAGAUUGUGAAUGCCAUCAAGGACAACAGUGGCCAGUGGCAUGUUUCUGUAAUCGACGUCGAUGCACUCGACAAUCGAGGAGUAUUCUGGGCAAGGCCUUUCCACGACGAAGUCCGGUUAUCAAAGCCCUUCACGCGCGGCGCGGGCAACUAUAGAGGGACCUAUGAGUUUCUUAUUUGGCAGAAGAUCCCAGAAGCUGCAAUCGUGCACACGUUCAAAGCACGCGAUCUCCUAAACCUCGCUUUGACCGACGAAAUCAACAAGACCAUGCGCUUUGAUGUGCUUUAUCCUCGCGCAGCUCUGGCUACGAAGAUUGCAACACUACGCAGACAGGAAGUCGCCCUUUCAGACAAUGCCGUCGAAACAAUGGCAACUCUAGUCAACUCUCUCGGAAUUCAGUCUCCCUACAAUGCCGGCMACGUCUCAGCUAUCGUCACUGGAAUUUGUGAAGGAUGGGGCCUUGACAUUCAGCAUCGCGACGAAAAAGAGUGGCAGCAGCUCGCCGGGCACUUCGCCACUCGUCUUCGCAGCUUCGAGGCACGGGAGCGACAAGCCGUCAAAUUCGCGUUCCUCGACGGAGUAGCUUGGGGUUGCGGCGAACCGAACGCAAAACACACGGCCGAGGCCAUCCAGCAAAAAAUCAAGAGGGCUACAGCAGUCGGCCUUGCAUCUCCGAGCGACAUUCUUGCACAUGAGCUGGAUGCUCUAAAGCUGGCACUCAAGUUGCAGGAGAAAGAAAACCAGCGUGUCCUGCAGGCCUACCACGAUCCUGCUCGCAGCCGUCGUCCUCAACAUCGCAUUGAACUGUUUGAAUUUKAUGAGAGCGACAAUGAGCUGGGACAUCUUGAGAUGACCGGAGAAGACGACCAUUUCCCMGCUGAAGAUGAGGAGUUGGCACACGGUGAGGAAGAAGAGAUCAUGUUCGACUCCGAAGGCGAGGACGAUUUCCCUUUCUAG
Messenger RNA from Ramularia collo-cygni, 1989 nucleotides. RefSeq lists its product as uncharacterized. The record is from RefSeq and is a predicted model, not a curated record. Lineage: Eukaryota; Fungi; Ascomycota; Dothideomycetes; Mycosphaerellales; Mycosphaerellaceae. The coding region runs from base 1 to 1989 and encodes 662 amino acids. The transcript has 2 exons.